UUGCACGGCUUUGUUUGUUGUUGUGUUUUUAUUUCUAUUCGCCGUGUUUUUGAGAUAAUUAAAUUAAUAAUGUAAUAUUUGUAUCUAAGUAGUGUAUUUGAAAGCGCCAAUAUCUCAGUUUACUGAAUAUAUUUCCUGUAAAAUGGAGAGCUACGAUGUUAUAUCUUUCGUUGGUGAAGGAUCGUUCGGUCGAGUUUUUAAAGCAAAACAUAAAGAAACUGAUGAUGUUGUGGCAUUAAAAGUUAUAAGAAAGAAAGGCCGCUCUUCCAAGGAUUUGAAGAAUUUGAGGCAAGAAUGUGACAUUCAGAGGCAGCUUAAACAUCCCAAUAUAAUUCGUAUGAUAGACAGCUUUGACACCGAGUCGGAGUUGGUAGUGGUUACUGAGUAUGCUGAAAAGGAGCUACAUAGCAUCUUAGCUAAAGAAGGUUGUCUAAAUGAAGAGCAAGUGAAGAAAAUCACAUGGGACUUGGUGUCUGCAUUGUAUUAUUUGCACUCUCAUAGAGUUUUGCACAGGGACCUAAAACCUCAAAAUGUGCUAUUAGAUAGUACAGGUCGGGCGAAGCUGUGUGACUUUGGAUUAGCAAGACUAAUGACCAACACUACACAUAUUUUAACAUCCAUCAAAGGUACUCCUCUAUACAUGGCACCUGAAUUAAUUGAAGAGAAGCCUUAUGACCACCAGGCAGACCUAUGGUCUCUAGGAUGUAUAGUAUACGAACUGAUGGCAGGCCAACCCCCAUUCUGUACUAUGUCCAUACUGCAGCUAGUGCAUAUGAUAAAACAUAAACCGGUACAAUGGCCAAGUUUUAUCAGCAUGAAAGCUCGGUCCUUUUUACAGGGCUUACUUCAUAAAGAUCCUAUGAAGAGAAUGAGUUGGCCAGAAAUUUUAGAGCACCAGUUUGUAGCUGGCCAUGUGCUUAUUCUACCAGAAGAUGUCCAGAGUGAAUCUCCAUUCACCAAACCCCUAACUCAUAGUCAGCAGGAAGCUAAACAACUCCAAAGGGAUAAAAUAAAUACUAAUGCAAGGUUAAUGAAGAUGGAAGGAGAAUCAAUUAAAACUGAAAGAAGGGAACAUGAUCUUCGUAACAUCCGCGUAAUGCAGGCAAUGGAGUGUGUGCCGAUGUCAGACGACGAUAGUGUCAGAGCAACCAGUGCGUUCAGUGUCCGAGACAGUCUCAAAACUGAUGACGAAGACCAAUCGCAACCCAUCACUGCUGCCAACGCAAAGUUGCUAAGACACGAAUACAAUGUAAUGAACAACUCGAAUCUCGUAGUUUGCAACUUAGAAAAAAACAUGGCUCAAUUAAUGCGUGCCAACAAAAAACAAAAUGAUGCAAAUUUGAAUAAAAUGGAUAAAAUUGUUGAAGAAAAACAGAAUGUAGAGAAAAUUUCUGAUGAAUCAAAGACUGAAAGUGCCAACGACAAACCAGUAGCUGAUGUAAAACAAAAGGUGAAUGCGGUUGACACUGCUUCCCAUAGCUUGGAGAACCCCAAAAGUUCAACGAAAUGCAGUAGCGAUAUUAGUUCGGGCUUGAGUAAAAGUGUCCCACCGUCUUAUAAACAGAAGCUGUUGCAAUUUUCAAGAGAUAAAUUGCGGUUUGGUAGUGGGGGAAACAGACUGACCAGAAGUAUUAAACGAUCAUUCCAUUUUAGCAGAAGUUGGGAUAAAAACAAGCAUGAUACUCAAAGACACACAUCCGAGCCUAAUGUGGAGAUUCCGAGUUUGAUUGAUACAGAUAAAGAAAAAUGUUCUAAAGAGGAAAAGGAUGAGGACAGCGAAAAAUGUGAUGUCAUUGAAGAGACAUCAGAUGAUAAAGAGAUUGCUAAUAAUGAUCGAAUGAUUAAGCCUGAAGAAAAACAUGAAGCUAAAGAGCCAUCUUCAAUAGAAUUGGAAGAGUGGGAAGCAUUCUUAAACUCUAAUAUUACUGAGGUUAUGGAUGGCGAUGUGGAGUCUCUCACGCAACUUAAUAUGGUGAGCAUGGUGAUAGGCGUGGUAGGCAGCGCCGCUAAAGGGACGAAGGGGGCUCGCGUGUGCGGCGCCGUGGCCGCGCUAUUGGCGCUACCCGCGCUAGUUCAUACUCUGCCUAGGCAUACGCUUUUGAACAUUCAGGAUGUGUAUCUAGAAGCGAAAGUGGUGUAUAAUUUUGUGGCAGCAAUUAACACUUUGAUGAGGAAUAACAAAGAUUCUGACGACGGUUCUGAAGAAAAGCUGCAAGGCGUCGGGCGCAUGCUAGAAGUGUGUUCGUGGCUGUGCGUGCGUUCGUGCCGCGGCGUGCGCCAGUUCGCGCUCGCGCUCGCCACCUACAACGCGCAUCCCGUGAUCACCGCGCUGCUGAUGCAGUAUUCCAAGAUCCCCCGGAUCGUGUUAAACAUCAUCGGCAUCCUCAUAACCGUACUCCAGGACUUACCAGAACAUGCUGACGUCGUCGAGAAAGUUCUAUUCGACAGCGAGAACUUCAACUUCUUAACCCUUCUAGAAGAAUCUAGCGACGCCCUCCGAAUGCGAGUCUGCAUACUCAUAAGUCUUCUGUGUACAUUUUCCUGUACCGCUUUCUCUGUAGCCAUGGAAUCUAAGUGGAGUAAGAAAGAAAGUGACAAUCUGGAGGCUUUGCAUAGCCAUUGCAAUGUCACACUGAACAGGGCAGCUAGGCUGGCCACUAAAGAGCUAAGUAACAUGCCCUUUUAUGUGUGCUAAGUAUUAAAAUGGAUCUUCUAAUGUAGAGAGUAAGACUUACUUUUAUUUUUGAUGACUUGCUGAUAUGAUUUUACAUUGUAUUUAUUUAGACAAUGUAUGUCAAUAGUAUCACGUAAUGUA
Ostrinia furnacalis (Asian corn borer) is the source of this 2815-nucleotide messenger RNA. It is a transcript of the gene fu, whose product is annotated as STKc_STK36 domain-containing protein fused. The coding region runs from base 143 to 2695 and encodes 850 amino acids. The transcript is spliced from 11 exons. The record is from RefSeq and is a predicted model, not a curated record. Gene Ontology annotation, cellular component: cytoplasm. Gene Ontology annotation, biological process: smoothened signaling pathway; protein phosphorylation. Gene Ontology annotation, molecular function: ATP binding; protein kinase activity. Lineage: Eukaryota; Metazoa; Arthropoda; Insecta; Lepidoptera; Crambidae.